AUCAGUCCGACAGCUGCCCCGCGAUGAAUGGUAUGCAUGCGGCGAGCGUGCUCGUCGUCAUAGUGGUGCCGCUUCUGUUUUGCGUUUGCUGCUUCGCUCGAGAACAAGCUGCUUUCACGCUAACCGUGCUGCACACAAAUGACGUGCACGCGCAUAUCGAAGAGAGCACGAAGUACGGUGCCAUGUGCAGCGACAAAGAUAGGAAAAACAAGACCUGCGUUGGAGGCGUUGCUCGAAUCAAGACAAAGGUCGAAGAAUUGAAGGCGCGAUAUCCAGGAGCCUUGUUCUUGAACGCUGGUGACUUCUUUCAAGGAACCGCGUGGUACACCGUGCUGAAGGAGAAAAUAAUUUCGGCCGUCAUGACGAGAAUGCAUUACGACUUAUGUGUGAAAUGCCUCGGAAACCACGAAUUCGACGACGGACCGGAGGGACUCGCGCAUCAUCUUUUGGCCUUGCAACGAGCUAACGUGACAAUAGUGGGCACGAAUACGGACUUUUCCGAAGAGCCGGCUUUACAAAAUAUCACUCUCCCCAAAUCAGUGAUGAUAGAAAUUAACGGCGUAUCAGUGGGCAUUGUCGGUGCCGUACUUCCGGAGACAAGAUUUUUGUCGAGCACCGGUAAAGUGAAGUUUGAAGACGAAAUCACAGCCAUCAAACAAGAAUCAGAAAAACUCGAAAAAGAUGGAGUAAAAGUGAUUGUGGCAAUAACGCACUCGGGAUACCCAAGGGACAUCGAAAUCACGAGACAAGUCAAACAGUUGGAUCUGCUCGUUGGUGGACACACGAACACCUUUCUGUAUCACGGUCAAGGCUAUCCAAAGGAGAACACCCCAGAAGGAGACUAUCCUACUGUCGUAAAUAGAACCGAUGGUAGCGUAGGUCUUGUCGUGCAAGACUAUUGGUUCGGAAAGUUUUUAGGUUUCUUACAAGUCAGCUUUGACAACAAUGGAAAUGUUAUAAAUUGGACGGGAAAUCCUAUACUGUUGAACAGUUCAGUGAAAGAAGAUAAGGAAAUGCUGGAAGUCAUCGACUGCUACAAGGAAAACGUGACGCGAGCCAUCAGCGAGGUGAUCGGCAUCUCGAAGGUCAAGCUAGAGCAAGCGGACCAAGUUUGCCGGCUGCGCGAGUGCAACCUGGGCAACUUGAUAGCGGACGCCUUCUUCGCCUACUACGCGGACAAGAAGAGCAGCGAGCCCGACCUCUGGUCUGACGUCAACGGCGCCCUGUUCAACGGAGGCGCCAUCCGCGCGCCCAUCCCUCAAAAUCAUAACAUAACGAUGGGUCACAUAUUAGCUACGAUGCCUUUCGGAAUGUCAGUCGUCAUCAUCACACUCAAGGGCUCCGAGCUAAGGAGCAUGUUCGAACACUCAGUGUCCGAGUACAGUUUUGAAAAGAGGCAGGGCCAGUUCUUGCAAGUGUCGGGUAUCCGUGUGACGUACAACCUGCGGAAUCCUCCUAAGUGUCGUGUUGUGUUACUUCAAGUUUUGUGUCGAAGAUGCAAAGUGCCACGAUACGAGCCAGUGAAUGACACCGGUGUGUACAGAAUCGUCACUACAGACUAUAUCACAAAAGGAGGUAGACGGCUACCCAAAAGCAACCAACGCUACAACCGGAGGACCUGCAGACUACUCAGUUCUUGUGGAUCAUAUAAAAAAGAUGACUCCUGUAAAAUCGGCCAUUGAGGCACGCAUAACGCUGCUUAACGGAUCUGAACCUGUAAUGAUUCCAGGCGACCCUGUCACAAACCCGUUAUUCAGAGAAAAAGAAGAACCGGAUGAAAGACUACUUUCAAGUCCCCUAAGACAACUGAAGCAUGUGCUCAACAUUAUUCUGCGAAGUUGGCCAUUUCAUCAAAACAAAGUGUCUGAGAUGUUAGGAAAAUAAAAGUGUAACUCACGU
This is a messenger RNA of Rhipicephalus microplus (southern cattle tick), 1899 nucleotides long. RefSeq names its product protein 5NUC. NCBI's taxonomy places the organism in Eukaryota, Metazoa, Arthropoda, Arachnida, Ixodida, Ixodidae. The record is from RefSeq and is a predicted model, not a curated record. Gene Ontology annotation, cellular component: plasma membrane. Gene Ontology annotation, molecular function: 5'-nucleotidase activity; nucleotide binding; metal ion binding. Gene Ontology annotation, biological process: AMP catabolic process.